Molecule: messenger RNA, 2139 nt
Organism: Equus quagga
Lineage: Eukaryota; Metazoa; Chordata; Mammalia; Perissodactyla; Equidae
Gene: SLCO1C1
Product: solute carrier organic anion transporter family member 1C1
Exons: 14
Coding region: 1-2139 (712 amino acids)
Biological process (GO): transmembrane transport; sodium-independent organic anion transport; bile acid and bile salt transport
Cellular component (GO): membrane
Molecular function (GO): protein binding; bile acid transmembrane transporter activity
Source: RefSeq, a predicted model, not a curated record
AUGGACACUUCAUCCAAAGAAAAUAUCCAGUUAUUCUGCAAAAAUUCAAUGCAACCUGUUGGGAGGCCUUCCUUUAAAACAGAAUACUCCUCCACAAAGGAUAAACAACCAUGCUGUAGUGAAUUAAAGGUGUUCUUGGGUGCCUUGUCUUUCGUUUACUUUGCCAAAGCACUGGCAGAAGGCUAUCUGAAGAGCACCAUCACUCAGAUAGAGAGAAGGUUUGAUAUCCCUUCUUCGCUCGUGGGAGUUAUUGAUGGUAGUUUUGAAAUUGGGAAUCUUUUAGUGAUAACAUUUGUUAGCUACUUUGGAGCCAAACUUCACAGGCCAAAAAUAAUUGGAGCAGGGUGCCUAAUCAUGGGUGUUGGGACGCUGCUCAUUGCAAUGCCUCAGUUCUUCAUGCAACAGUACAGAUAUGAAAGGUAUUCUCCUUUCUCCAAUUCCACUCUCAGCAUCUCUCCAUGUCUCCUGGAGUCAAAUAAUCAAUUACCAGUCUCAGUUAUGGAAAAAUCACAAUCCAAAAUAAAUAAUGAAUGUGAAAUUGACGCCAGCUCCUCCAUGUGGGUUUAUGUUUUCCUGGGGAACCUUCUUCGUGGAAUUGGAGAAACUCCCAUUCAGCCUCUAGGCAUCGCCUACCUUGAUGAUUUCGCCAGUGAAGACAAUGCGGCCUUCUAUAUUGGGUGUGUGCAGACGGUUGCAGUUAUAGGACCAAUCUUUGGCUUCCUGUUAGGCUCCUUAUGUGCCAAACUGUAUGUUGACAUUGGCUUUGUAAACCUAGAUCACAUAACCAUUACCCCAAAGGACCCCCAGUGGGUUGGUGCCUGGUGGCUGGGUUAUCUAAUAGCAGGAAUCAUCAGCCUUCUCGCAGCUGUCCCUUUCUGGUGUUUGCCCAAGAGUCUACCGAGACCCCGGAGUAGAGAGGAUUCUAGUUCCUCCUCUGAGAAAUCCAAGUUUAUUGUGGAUGAUCACACAGACUACCGAACACCCCAUGGAGAAAAAGCAAAAAUAAUGGAAAUGGCAAGAGAUUUUCUUCCAUCAGUGAAGAAUCUUUUUGGAAAUCCGGUGUACUUCUUAUAUUUGUGUGCAAGCACCAUUCAGUUCAAUUCUUUAUUUGGCAUGGUGACAUACAAGCCGAAGUACAUUGAGCAACAGUACGGACAGUCAUCUUCGAAGGCCAACUUUGUUAUUGGGCUCAUUAACAUACCUGCAGUGGCCCUUGGCAUAUUCUCUGGGGGGAUUGUUAUGAAGAAAUUCAGAAUCAGUGUGUGUGGAGCCGCAAAACUCUACUUGGGAUCAUCUGUCUUUGGGUACCUCCUAUUCCUGUCCCUGUUUGCAUUGGGCUGUGAAAAUUCUGAUGUGGCAGGACUAACUGUCUCCUAUCACGGAACCAAACCUGUCUCUUAUCAUGAACGAGCUCUCUUUUCAGAUUGCAACUCAAGAUGCAAAUGUUCAGAGACAAACUGGGAACCCAUGUGUGGUGAAGAUGGAGUCACAUAUGCAUCGGCUUGUCUGGCUGGUUGUCAAACCUCCACCAGGAGUGGAAAAACUAUUAUAUUUUAUAAUUGCACCUGUGUGGGAAUUGCAGCCUCUAAAUCAGGAAAUUCCUCAGGCAUGGUGGGCAGAUGUCAAAAAGAUAAUGGAUGUCCCAGAAUGUUUCUGUAUUUCCUUGUAAUUUCAGUCAUCACAUCCUAUAUUUUAUCCCUCGGUGGCAUACCUGGAUACAUAUUGCUUCUGAGGUGCAUUAAGCCACAACUUAAGUCUUUUGCCCUGGGUAUCUACACCUUAGCAAUAAGAGUCUUUGCAGGAAUCCCAGCUCCCGUAUAUUUUGGAGUCUUGAUUGACACUUCUUGCCUCAAAUGGGGAUUUAAAAGGUGUGGAAGUAGAGGAUCCUGCAGAUUAUAUGAUUCAGAUGCUUUUAGACACAUAUAUCUGGGACUAACUAUGAUGCUGGGCACAAUGUCCAUUUUCCUAAGCAUUGCAGUACUUUUCAUUUUAAAGAAAAAUUAUGUUUCAAAACAAAGAAGCUUCAGAACCAAGAGAGAAGGAACAAUGGUGUCUCCAAGAAUCAGGAAGGAAAAUUGUACUACAAGUGAUCAUUUGCUACAACCCAACUACUGGCCAGGCAAAGAAACUCGGCUUUAG